UGUAGCCUUCGCCUUAUUUGUAGAUGACGAAAUUCCUAUUCUACGCUUUGCGUAUUUUACUGCUCGGAAGCGUAUGUAUUGUAGCGUACAUCGCUCUUCACUUCGUACCAGGUUCCUGGUCGCACGGCAAGCCGACGAACGCCUCUACGUACGCUCGUAACCUCUGUGCCGAUAAUUCCACGUCUCCAAUCGGCAAUCACAGCGCUUGCCACAAAAACAUCUUCUUCAUCGAGACCUCAUCAAGAACUUGCCUCACCCUCCGUCAAGCGUGUGCCAUAGAAUCAGCUCUCUUUCAUAAUCCCGACACCAGCGUCACGCUCCUGCUCCUGGCAACAAGCAACGUUCUCCGAGACUUCUGCCCCGCUGUCCACGCCCUACGGCAAGCUCCUAACUUCAGGAUACGUGUACUACACCUGGACUCCUUCAUGGCCGACUCCCCGCUCUCAUCCUGGUACCGCAAGGGAACUUGGCGCAAAAGUCGCUACAAGAUAUCUCACAUGAGCGACGCCUUACGAUUCUUAGUCCUCUGGAAGUACGGUGGAAUUUAUCUGGACCUGGACGUUGUCGUUAAGAAAUCGUUGGCGAGACUUCCCACUUGUCUUGGAGAGGAAGCGCCGGGCAGGCCGGUAGGAGGGGUCAUGGCUUUCCCUCCGAGCCAUUGGUUUUUGACUGCAUGCCUUCAUGAUUUUGCUGAGGACUACAGGCCCCAGAUGUGGGCCCACAACGGCCCUGGUGUUAUUCAGAGGAUAAUCAAAAGAAGGGCUUGUAACGAAUCUUGUAGCCUCGAAGGGUCUGUGCGUGUCGUGGACGACGUCGUCGUGCUACCUCCGAAAUCCUUCUACGCAGUCCACUGGGCGUACUGGAAGUGGUUCUUCGACAAGAGUGAGGCCAUGCACGUGAAAAGGUUGACCGAGGAGAGCUACCUCGUUCACAUGUGGAACGCUUUGAGCUCGACCACAAUUGUGAAGACUGGUAGUGGAAGUCCGUAUGAUCUCGAAGCGAGACAAAACUGUCCGAGAUCGUACGAGCUGAUGAAACGUCACGGGUGGUUCUGAUCUUAGAUGUUUUUCAAUUAUACUGUAUUUAUACAGUAUAUGCUACACGUAUGGCAUGCAUAUGUAAAAAGUACUUGGUAAGCAUGUGCGUUUCCCGAGCAAUCGUGCAAUAUCGUCCGCCCUGUCUGCAUAGCCUGCACUGAAUGAUUUAGCGCUCACACCGACUGCGUGAUGCGAGCAUUGAAAUAGGAGGAGUUCCUGUUGAAGACGGCUGCAUAUCGUUGUGCACAAAACGGAUGAUGAGAAGGAAGCCUUGAAAGCAUUUCGUUCACUUAAAUAAUUGAAAUAGCUUAAAUAAUAAAUAAAUAAUAUCUUAAAUAAUAAAAUAAUAACUUCAAUAAUUAAAUAAAAUUACCAACCAAGUCAGCUCAUUUUUUUAAAGUUUCAUGCACUGAUUUUAUAAUUUCAAACCUGAGGUAAGGCGAGUCUCCCAACGAUGACGAUGACGUUACGUCACAAGUGAAUCAAUGCACACCCUAAGAAAACAAAAAAGUGAUCAAAAUAUAAAUCAUUGGAACUACUGUGUUCAAGCUUUCAUGCAGUGCACUGCAUUUCACCAGGUAAAAAAAAAAUUUAAAUUUAAAAAGUAAAAUUUAAAAAAAAUACAUUGGGGAGUAACUAAAGUUUCCAGUCCACUAGAUUGAAAUUGCUCCCUAAUUUAUUCCCCUGAUCCUUGAAUUGAGUUGUAUUUGAAUUUGAAUUGAAAUAAUCCACAAACUUCGUAUGUGAUCCCCUGAAUGCGACAGUCUAUAUAAAUAUGUGCU
Messenger RNA from Ornithodoros turicata, 1819 nucleotides. Its product is annotated as lactosylceramide 4-alpha-galactosyltransferase-like. The record is from RefSeq and is a predicted model, not a curated record. The coding region runs from base 24 to 1055 and encodes 343 amino acids. Gene Ontology annotation, molecular function: hexosyltransferase activity. The transcript is spliced from 3 exons. Gene Ontology annotation, biological process: glycosphingolipid biosynthetic process. Lineage: Eukaryota; Metazoa; Arthropoda; Arachnida; Ixodida; Argasidae.